CCAGCCUCCUCAUCCGCACCACCCCCCACCCCAACUGCAUCAGCUUCCUCAACUACACCACCCUCCACCUCGACCACCUCAUCAACACCAUCCUCCACCACCUCAUCCCCUACUUCAACCUCCUCAACUACACCACCCUCCACCUCGACCACCUCAUCAACACCAUCCUCCACCACCUCAUCCCCCAUUUCAACCUCCUCAACUACACCACCCUCCAUCCCAACUGCACCAUCCCCCACCUCAUCCACACCACACUUGACCUCACUCACCACAAACACACCAUCUCCAGUGACUACCAUUCAGCCCGAAGCGUCUACCACCACCCCACCUUCCACGUAUGUCUGUGGCCACGCCCCCCUGAACAACAACAGCAGCAGCAGUGACCUGGCAACUGAGGGGGCGUGGCCAUGGCAGGUGAGCCUGCAGAGAGGCGGGGUCCACGUCUGCGGGGGCUCCCUCAUCUCGCGGAGUGUCGUCAUGAGCACCGCCAACUGCUUCGACAGCGGGGCAGGUUCUUCGGCAGAUCCAGACGACCGCGGUGUCCUGCGGAAACAUCUCGUCCGCGGACAACAUCUGCACCUCAGCUGUGGACCUCCGGCAGGGCUUCGCAGGAGGCCCCUUGGUUUGCCAGCAGGCCGGUUCCUGGCUCCAGGUUGCAGUGGUAAUGAUGGAGAACAUCAACGGCACCACCAUCGGUAUCUCCAACAGCAGCAGGGCCAGCUCAUCCUCGGUGGAGGUCUUCUACAGAGUAUACCACUUCUACAGCUUCAUCGCACAGAACGUGGCAGAUCUCCCUCCUUCGACAUCCACCUCAACUUCAGCGGCUCCUUCUACUGUUCCUGGAUCCUCGGUGUCAGUGACCCCCUCCGCUACUUCCGGAACCACCGGUGGAGCGAACAAAUCCCCCUCUCUAGCUCUCUUGCUUACUGUGUCCUCACCACUCCUGUCCCUCAUGCUGAUGUCAGCCUGGAUGCCUUGACAGCUCCCUGAGCCUUUAUGUACUGGCACCACAUCCAGGCUUUGCUGCUUCACCUUGGCUUUGUUCACCUGCACCCAACCUUCUGUCCACACGGUACAUGAGCUGGCACUGCAGAGGCGGUCUAAGCGUCGUUUGGAGAAGUGAUGUGAUGCCCCCCAGUAGCAGCCUCUGGUUGAUGCCUCCGCAUUUACCUGCAUAGGCGCACACACACACACACACACACACACACACACACACACACACACACACACACACACAGAGUAUUACGAAGGAAGGAAACUUUCUGUGGCUGCCUGUUACACCACACAAAUAUGUUUGAAGAAAACAAUGUGACGUAGCUGUGCUUUAAUUCAUCGAUUUGUUUCUUUCUCAUGUGUUUUAAAAUCACCGGUUUUUCUCUUCGUAACACAGUACGUUGAAAAAUCAUUAUGAGCAACAUGUAAAACUCCACCAUAUGUAUGUCUUUCGGUGCAAGAUUUUUUCUUUUCUGUGUUUAUAUAUUUCUGGGAAAAAAAACUCUCCCACUUUGACCAAGAUUUUGGGCCCUCGGGCCUCGCUGCACUUGAGGAGAAUCGCGCCUCCGACGGCUCUCGAACGGUCCGUAGCUCGGUUCGGGCCAACGGGCGAUAAGAGGUGCGGCAGCCCGGUCAUUGCGU
Messenger RNA from Scleropages formosus (Asian bonytongue), 1635 nucleotides. RefSeq names its product putative protein TPRXL. Gene Ontology annotation, molecular function: serine-type endopeptidase activity. The annotation marks the transcript as partial. The record is from RefSeq and is a predicted model, not a curated record. Gene Ontology annotation, biological process: proteolysis. The transcript has 4 exons. Lineage: Eukaryota; Metazoa; Chordata; Actinopteri; Osteoglossiformes; Osteoglossidae.